AUGAUGCCAUUUUCUUUAUCUUCAUCAGCUGUAAUUUGCAGUUCCAAAUUCCCAUUUCAUAACAACCCAGUAUCAUUUCCAUCUCAUUAUGAAAUCAAGAACCCGAAUUCUGUAAUAGUCUCUUUGAAUUCUCGUCCACCAACAAAAAAAUUGUAUAUCAGACACUGUAUUGCUUAUUCUUCUCGUUCUGCGAUCAAAUGUUUCUCACAGAAACCGCCCGCCGAUCAACGACAAGAGCAGCUGAUAGAAGAAGAAAAUGAAGAAGUGUAUGUGUUUGAGAGGCUGUUUUCUAACCUUAAUCAAGCCACGCUGAAUAGAGAACCUGGAAGCCUUAGCAAUGCAAUUUCUCUUGUUGCUGGCACCACUGUUGGCGCUGGGAUCCUUGCAAUUCCUGCAGUGACACAAGAAGCUGGAUUUCUGGCAUCUGCUGUUACCUGCAUCUUCUGCUGGAUAUUUAUGGUUGUGACUGGACUGCUCAUUGCCGAAGUAAACGUGAAGACUAUGUGUGAGCUGGGUUCUGGUGGUGUCUCAUUGGUAUCGAUGGCUAUGAGAACCCUUGGAGGCACUGGAGUGCAGGUCGCCUGUUGGUCCUACCUUUUCAUUCACUAUGCGCUUCUUGUUGCCUAUGUGGCUCGUUCUUCAGAUAUUUUGACAAACUUUUCCGGCCUCCCAACAUGGGAAACUGCAACUUUGUUUUCACUGCUUCUUGGAGGUCUUUGCUACUCUGGAAGUCAGCGGAUUAUUGGCGCAGUAAAUGGUUCUCUAGUAUUUGGCAUCAUAGCAUCCUUCGCAAUUCUUGUGGUAGUUGCAAGUGGAGACUUACACUGGGAUGCGCUUCUGAAAGCCAACUUCGAAGCUGCUCCUCGUAGUAUACCCAUUAUAGCACUUUCUUUUGUCUAUCAGAAUGUAGUGCCAGUUCUUUGCACAAAUCUAGAAGGGAAUUUAUCAGAAGUAAGGACGGCAAUUGUUAUUGGCACAGCUAUUCCACUGGCUCUAUUUCUUGUUUGGAAUGCUGUCAUUCUUGGAAACAUUACAGAUAUGGGGUCGGGUACUAUUUUAGACCCACUACAACUGUUGCGAUCUACUAAUGGAGUUGUUGGGCCAAUAGUUGAUGUGUUCUCACUUCUUGCGAUCGCCACAUCUUACAUCGGGUUUGUUCUAGGCCUUUCCGACUUCCUUGCCGACUUGCUGAAACUCCCGUCCGGUCAGAACAGGCCUCUGCCAUAUCUACUUACUUUGUUUCCACCGUUGGUACUAUCGUUGCUCGAUCCAGAAAUAUUCUUCAAAGCCCUGGAUUUUGCUGGAACGUAUGGAGUGUUGGUGCUGUUUGGAAUUCUUCCAGCUGCAAUGUCCUGGAAAGAUAGGUAUUCAAAAUCAUCAAAGUCUCCAAAUAUUCCCAUGUUGGUUCCUGGAGGAAGAAUCACCCUCUCACUUGUGAUUGGAGGUGCAGGACUCGUUAUUAUUUCCGAAAUAGUUGAAAACUUCGGACACGCAUAG
This is a messenger RNA of Fraxinus pennsylvanica, 1497 nucleotides long. The record is from the annotation of a GenBank genome assembly. Lineage: Eukaryota; Viridiplantae; Streptophyta; Magnoliopsida; Lamiales; Oleaceae.